Molecule: messenger RNA, 3579 nt
Organism: Salvelinus sp. IW2-2015
Lineage: Eukaryota; Metazoa; Chordata; Actinopteri; Salmoniformes; Salmonidae
Product: protein EURL homolog
Source: RefSeq, a predicted model, not a curated record
UUUGUUAGAAAUAAUACUAUAUUUCCCUCAAUGGCGUGAUGCUGAAUGUAAAACAUUCUAAAUUUACCACACUCUCCCUACAGUAUAAUUAUAGCAUGGAAUAGGUGUCAUUGUUCGAAAGGAGUUAUUCUGUAUCCUCGUUGACAAUAAUGGGAAUCCACCAUAGUUAUUUUCAUGAAAGGAAUCCCCACGUGUGACUUCAUGUGAAACGAAAAUGAAAGGGGUGUUGGAUAGUCCGGUCGUUGAUAGAUCAGUUUCUCUUCUCAUAUUUCGCUCGCUUCGUUAUUAAAAUCUGAAUACCAAAUUAUAGUGUAAACAUUUCCCCUAUGUAAUCAUAUUAGGUCAUACAUGUAGCUAUUAUUCUAUUGUUCGAACAAUUUUUCUCUUCUGUUGACGAUUCUUAAAUAUACCAAGUCUAAAGGGGUUAAAUUAUGAGGAAUGCAUUUGAAAAGGCUAAUAUAGAGCUCGAAUAAUGAUGAUCCUAGAUAAUACAUCGACAUAAAAUUGUUCCUUUACUUCAAAAGUGUGUAAUGUAUUAUAUAUGGAAAACGAUUUGCAUUUAAUCUAUAUUGAUAUAAUAACCCACCCGCUGAUGUAUUAGUAGUUCGUUCCGAAAAGGUGGGGGGUUUCCCCUCCGCUGAAAGUAAUGCUGUUCUGCGAGCUACCAUCAACAACACUUUACUGCCCUACAGGCGCUCAAGGACUGAGGUAAAGGGAAAACAAAUACCCGCGAAUUCCCCUGAAGAUUUGACAAAGGAUUACAAGGCAGUAUGGACAAAGCGGAGCAGUUUGUCAACAUCGACCUAAACGACGACAACAUCUGCGGUGUCUGCAAGCUGGAGACCGACACGGGGACCAUGUCCUUCUGCCAUGUCUGCUUUGAGCUCAGCAUCGAAGGUGUGUCCCAUGCCACCCUCCUGCACUCCAAAUCCCUACGGGGUCACCGGGAGUGUUUUGAGAAGUACCACCUCAUCGCCAACCAGAAGCUGUCCCGCUCCAAGGUCUCACGCAGUGCUUACGAGGGAAUGAAGCUGGCCCUUAGCCAGAAGAUCAGCCGUAUUGUUCAGUACGCCCAGAACAAAGACUCUGUCAGCUUAGAGGGAGGUCCGGGCCGCCGGGUGGGCAAGCACCAGCUCCUUUGCUACAGCCAGAAUGGAGAACGUAAACUUCUUCCCCAGUCAGACGCCCAGGUGCCUCGUUAUACCCCAUGCUGGAACCAGGGGACGGGGACAGGAGGGCUGCCGGACUACGCCACAGGCAUGCUGGAGUGCCACUCGGCCGAGGGGCUGGGGCUACUGGAGGACGGGCAGGGCAUGGGGGGCCUGUGGGGGUCCACAGGGAGGAGGGGUCUUCAUCGCCACAGCCAGUGUUCUGGAGGAGACCACCAGCUGCUGCACUCAAACAAUGGCCACAGCAGAGACGAGUUGAUUAAAAUGAGUGUGGAUGAACUCCACCAGCUGAAUGGCCAGCUCCUGCUACAGAUUCAAAAGGUGUUUGAGGAGCUGACGGUGGCUGUACAGGAGAAAGACUCGCUGGCAUCGGAGCUGCACGUUCGUCAUAUCGCUAUCGAGCAGCUCUUCAAGAACUGUGCCAAGCUUCCCUGGCUGCAGAUCAGCCGAGCCGGGUCCGGGGUCAAGGCCAGCAGCAAUGCCCCCGUGGAGUGAGGGGAGUCUGGGGGUACCUACCUGGCUUGGCUGCCUCUCUCAGGGGGCUGGCUGUCUCACUCCCAGGGCUACAGACACAGGCUGGCCUCUAGCCAGUGCCCUUUGUAUUGUGAAAGACUUGCUGCGUGGUGUGGUUUGUCGCAGAUGAGUGAGGAAUGGACUUGGCCUCCUCUCAUCAUGCUUAAGGCUUUCUGACUGCAGUACUUGAAUAAAGGGCUUGAGGAAAGGCAAUACAAUUGAAGGACCUUGGGAUCCAUUGACUUCCAAAUGGGAACUGUGGGUUGUUGAUCCCCUCUGUUGGUGGACCUGUUGCCUAUGCAGAUAAAGUAUUUUUUAAAGAAUAUCUAUUCAAAUGUAUUUGAUUCAGUGACGUGAGCAAGAUCUUGUUUGCAUAUCUAGCUAAAGUUGUUUUCUUUUCACCAACAUUUCAUUUUUUGGUUUUCAUCUUUUAUGUUUAGCCUUCAUUUGUUAUUUUAAUCACAACAUUUCCUCGCUCCUCAGCAAAUAUUUGGUUGACUUAUUCUGCAGCUGUGGUAGCUGUUUCUAAAUGAUGAGUGAGAUUUUAUUUUGUAAUCUGUGCAGUGAAACCUACUCCUGAGGCUUGAAGAUUCUGUUACAUCACCCACAAUCUAGUUCUAAGUGGAGGUGGGAUUUUAGCCAGUUUUGGAUUAGGGUUGAAUUGAUGUUUUUUUGGUUUUGUAUUUUCAUUUUUUGUUAGUGGCAUGCUGCAAAUGCUAUUCUCUGAUAGUCUUAACUUAAGUUCUCUUGAUUUCAACUGGUAAGGUAUUUUAUGGCUGUCGAGCACAAGUCAUGCCUGUAGUUGAACAAGGGAGUGACAUGAAAUACAUGCUGAUAGCAGAGAAGGCCUGACUGAGCGUUACAUGGUCCAAUCGCCAAACCAAAGUAUUUUUUUUGCUUCAAGGCAGCAAAUGUCAGUAUUUAUUAUUUUACUUGUGGCCUACAAGUAUAGGCCUCGCUAGACCAACUAGAAUUGAUAAUACACUGAUACCAAAUUCACCUGAAAUGUGGCUCAAUGACAAACGUGUGAUUCUAUAACAUAGGUUUAGCUGUAAAGUCCUCUGUUAUGAACCGUUCAACACUUCUCCCCUGGUUUCAUGGUCUGUCAAGUUUUGUUGUGUUAUGAAUGUAUGUAAUCAAUUAUUUGAAUAUUGUUUUACUCUUGUGGUUUUGGGUUUCAAAUGUGCUUUGGUUUUUACUUAUUUUAUUUAUAAUUUUAGCCAAUUAUUUUCUGGGGGUAGGCCUAUGCCUUGUGGAGUUCAAAUUUAUGGAUAUGUGAACUCAAAACAGGAUUCGGCAGUCUAGUUUAUCUGAACAGGAUGUGUCCAACAAUUACCCUUGCCUCCUGCUUUAAGGGCACUGAUUGGAAGGAACCAAUAUAGCUGAAAGAACCCAAAUAAUGAUUUGUUUCACCUAUCCAGCCUGGUCAGAUCAGUGAUUUUUGAGAGAGAAAAAAAGUGACAAACAAAUGAACUAUUCAUGAACAUUUGGGAAACAGCUGUAGUAAGAACAUGAUUGUUUAUGUUUAGGCGCCCUCAGGUGGUGGUUUAAAAUUACUGCAGAGGUUCUUACCACUGAAGUGGAGCCUCUUGGGAUAGUUCUAUAAUUGGCCCAACAUGAAUUUGUAUAUUUUGGGAAGAAAGAAACACUUAUAAUCAGGUUGUGAUGUAUUUGAAUCUCCCAAUGUCAGUCUCCCUCUUUAUAAGAGAUCAGAUUUGACCCCUUUGGGGUUUACACAAAAGGUUUUAGCUCUGCUUUGUCUCAUCCUGGUUUUGUUUGGAUUAAUAAGUGUGUUCUGAGCAGGAGUUACUGAUUUUUUUAGAUACACUUAAAAUAAGGGCUGUGUUUCUUGUAGACUUACCCUGGUGUGACGUUUUGAUAACCAUGUAAAUCUCUC